AUGGUUGGUGGCGUACGCUUGCUAGCUUGCGGUCGAUUGGCCGUAAGGGCCGUUUUUUCUGCAUCUGCUCUUGACAUUGGAUCUAGCAUAACAACAGCAUGUCCGGAUCCACCUCUUCCAAAACGAAAUUUGUCAACAGCACCUGCAAGGGGUGAUAAUGCAGUUCCUGUUUCACCCCCAGCAGCUCCAGUAGUGGCUAGUUGUGCUGGGUUUCCUAAAGAUAUGCAAAAAGGUCCUUCCACAGUCCUUGAUUCUGGAGUAUAUGGAGAUGAUGCCUGUUUUAUAUCACGGUUCAAAAACACCUUCGUCGUCGGAGUUGCUGACGGUGUCGGUGGUUGGCGAAAAUAUGGCAUCGAUCCGUCGGAAUUCAGUCGGAAGUUGAUGCGUGAAUGCGAAAAACGCGUCUCUUCUGGUGAUUUCGAUCCACGAAGUCCAGAGGCGUUGCUUGAAAAGGCAUUCAAGGCUACAGCAGAGGCCCCUCGACCAGAAUUUUCCGAGAUUAUUAAAACCUGUUAUUUCCCGUUCUUGGAAUUACUUCCUCUUCACCUUGCCUUCCUAUCUGGGAUUAUAGCAUCUGGCCCACUUGACAAGAGUCAACAUUGCCUCAAUGCCAUCGAUAAUGUUCCAGGAUCAUCAACAGCAUGCGUUUUGGUGGUACAUCAGGAGAUGUUGUACUCAGCGAAUCUUGGUGAUUCUGGUUUUAUGGUAGUGCGAAAUGGGCGAGUUCUCACUAAAAGGUAUCGCGGGUUUAUCGGAGACACUCCAGAUUUAGCAGAUAAGAAGGAGAUCCGCGUUCAGAAAGGAGACAUCGUCUUAUUGGCUACCGAUGGUUUGUGGGAUAAUUUGACAGAACAACACGUUCUUGAUCAACUUCGACCACUUAUCGAAGAGAAAGCAACUGUUCAAGAGGUUUGUAAUGCACUUGCGCUAACGGCACGAAGGUUAUCGUUCGACGUAACGCAUAACAGUCCAUUCGCGGUAAAGGCACGUGAGCAUGGUCUUUCAGCUGCCGGUGGAAAACCUGACGAUAUCACACUUGUGCUUCUUUUAAUCGUUUAA
Messenger RNA from Ostertagia ostertagi, 1059 nucleotides. NCBI's taxonomy places the organism in Eukaryota, Metazoa, Nematoda, Chromadorea, Rhabditida, Trichostrongylidae. The record is from the annotation of a GenBank genome assembly.